Rubroshorea leprosula is the source of this 892-nucleotide messenger RNA. Lineage: Eukaryota; Viridiplantae; Streptophyta; Magnoliopsida; Malvales; Dipterocarpaceae. The record is from the annotation of a GenBank genome assembly.
AUCCGUCCUUCCCACAUUCAGAUUCAGCUUAAACCCAAACCCAAACCCAAACCCUAACGGGGGAAAACAGAGGACAACCCAGGAACAUGGCGAGCAAGGAGAUGGAAGUGGUGAGGAAUUUGGACAUCAAUAGGUACAUGGGGAGGUGGUACGAGAUUGCUUCGUUUCCGUCGACUUUUCAGCCCAAGAAUGGAGUGAACACCAGGGCUACCUAUACUCUGAAAGAGGAUGGAACGGUCAACGUGCUGAAUGAGACAUGGACGGACGGUAAGAGAGGGUACAUAGAAGGGACGGCGUACAAGGCGGAUCCCAAGAGUGAUGAGGCCAAACUCAAGGUUAAAUUCUAUGUGCCGCCGUUCUUGCCCAUCAUUCCUGUGGUGGGAGAUUACUGGGUGUUGUUUAUUGAUGAUGAUUAUCAGUAUGCCUUGAUUGGGCAGCCUAGCAGGAAGUAUCUUUGGAUAUUAUGCAGGCAAACACAUAUGGAUGAGAAGAUCUACAAUCAGCUGUUGCAGAAGGCAAAAGAUGAAGGUUAUGAUGUAAGCAAACUGCACAAGACACCACAAAGUGACCCUCCACCGGAGGGAGAGGAGACUCCUAGAGACACCAAAGGCAUUUGGUGGUUCAAAUCCAUCCUUGGAAAGUAGGGUAUCAAGGAAAAUGAAUGUUGCAAUAAAUGGUAGGGCUAAAAAUCUACGAGUUAGGAGAAUCAGAUUAAGAGAGCAGUGGUAAAGUAUGGGUGUUUUCCUAGAUAAUCUUUAUGAAUGUCGAGUUUUUAUUUUUAUCAAAUUUCGUUCUAAAUUGCAAAAUAUUAGUUAUUAGAUUAGUCCAAUAUCAAGGAUCUCUCUUAAUCAAAUGGCUGUUUUUAUUAAUGUAAUAAUUGAAUGAUCUGAAU